Messenger RNA from Triticum turgidum subsp. durum (durum wheat), 489 nucleotides. Lineage: Eukaryota; Viridiplantae; Streptophyta; Magnoliopsida; Poales; Poaceae. The record is from the annotation of a GenBank genome assembly.
AUGGCCGCCGCACGCGACCUUGCCGGCAACCAGCCCGGAUCCACCCGCGUCUGCGUCGGGGAAGACGUCGCCUUGUCGGACGUCACAGGCGUCUACGACCGCGACGACUCCCUCAAGGAGAACACCAACCCUAAAUGCAUCAUCGUCAAGAACUGCCCUGGCCACAAGGCCGGCAACGGCGCGGCGCAGCGGUUCCCGGGCAACCUGAAGCCUACGGCGGCGCCCAUCAUCGGGAUCUCCGGAAACCUCGGCCAGGGGUGUGCCCGGCGGCACCGCCCACCUGCGAUGUUCCCAAAGAAUAGUAGGCGUGUAGAUUUGCCAGAAAAAAAAGCGUGUAAGAUGAGGAUUGAGUUUGAGGAAAAUGUUCACAAUAUUAAAAGAAUAUUCGAGAAUUUUGAAAAAUGUUCACCAAAUUCAGAAAAUGUUCACGUUUUCCAGAAAAUGUACACAAUUUCUAGGAAUGUUCGUGAAUAUGAAAACUGUUCAUGA